AAAUAAUAUGAUAUGAAAAUAUAAAUUUAUGUUCUAUAAAAAAGUUAUUUAUAAUUAAAAAUAAACACCAUCGUAUAACUAUAACGUAAGGCGUCAAAAGUACGCAUGGCUAUAAAUAUGUGACAUAACAUUGCGAAUCAUUACUUUUACCUUUAAGUAAAUAAAAAAUUUGAAACAAUAGAUAACAUAUUAAAGAAAAUUAUUAAUUUGUUAAAACAAGUACGGCCUUAAAUCCCUUUACAACUCAAGCAAAAAUUCUCGAAGUAAAUAUGAUAAAAUUCAACAAUAUGCGAUACAAAUUUCAUUUUAUAAUAAGAAAAAUAAUUGAUAUACACUAAAGACUGUAAAUAUUUAUUUUUUGAGGUUACCUUUCUUAAAUGUUUACCUGUGUUUAAAAAAUCGCCUUGAAAUUUAUUUUUGUUUCGUUUAGAACCAAUGAAUAUUGUUGAAACGAACGCUGUAGGAUUGCUCCAAAUAUAUCGGAAGAAUUUCGGUGUUUCUGUUACAUCUCUUCUCCUAGCUACCUUUCUUUCUCUCUAACAAAUUAGUGAAUGAAUUAAUGCAGCUGCAGAAUAGAUAGAUAGAUGACAAAUACAAUUUAAUUUAUCGGAAUCAGAAUCAAAAUUGAAAAUAAUACUAGUAAUAAUAAUGGAUAAAAAGGAAAGGGCAAAGGAAAAAAAGGAGAAAAGACGCCAGGAGAUCUCCCUUCUACGUACUAUUCCCUAUUCUGAUCACCAAAGAUGGUGGUCAUCUGAAACAAUUGCGGUUGUUACGGGCGCAAAUAGAGGCAUUGGAUUUGAAAUUGCUCAUCAGCUUGCAUCACAUGGCGUUACUGUUGUUCUCACGUCGCGAGAGACAGCUGUUGGAGAAGAAGCAGUGAAAGUCUUUCAGGAAGGAGGUCUAAAUGUGGCAUUUCAUCAAUUGGAUAUUGUGGAUCCUGUAUCAAUUCAAACAUUUUGUGAUUGGAUUAAAGAAACAUAUGGUGGCCUAGAUAUACUGAUCAACAAUGCAGGAGUCAAUUUCAAUUGCGGAAAAGAUAAUUCUGUUGAAUUUUCUGAAAUGGUAAUCCAAGUUAACUAUUUUGGCACCAAAAACAUGAUCAAAGCACUUACUCCGUUGAUGAGGCCUUCCCCUGCUGGCUCUCGUAUUGUUAGUGUCACCUCGCGAUUGGGUAGACUUAAUAGCAAACGAAAUGGAAUUUCAAAUGUAGCAGUGAGAGAACAAUUAGAAAACGUGGAUACGCUAUCUGAGGAAGUUAUCGAUAAAACUAUGCACACAUUUUUGGAGCAAGUAAAAGAUGGAACUUGGGAAUCAGCAGGAUGGCCUCAUGUGUUCACAGACUACUCAUUGUCAAAGCUAGCAGUUAAUGCCUACACAAGGUUAAUGGCAAGGAUAUUCGAGGAACGACCAGAAGGUGAAAAAAUAUACAUAAAUUGUUAUUGUCCGGGAUGGGUGAAAACUGCUAUGACUGGCUGGGCAGGGCAUGUUACUAUUGAAGAAGCUGCUGAUACUGCUGUAUGGCUUGCUUUGCUCCCUGAUCAAUUUGUGAGUGGUAAGUUCUUCGCUGAGAGGCGCGAAAUUAACUUUUAAACUAUCAGUGUAUGACGAAUUGUUGUUUUUUUUUUUUUGGUUUUUUAAAACGAGAUUGUCAUUGAUGGAGUUCAGAUUCGAGAUAAUCUGCAUUUUGUUAAGUGAAAUGCACCCAAUUGAUAUAUAAGUAGAAAUAGAUAGUGGUAUUUUUUUGAUCGAGGUGUCUUGACAAGUAACAGUGGCAGAUAAUGAUAUUGAUGAAGAGCAAAUUUAUUUGUACUUGUAGUUUUUAUUAUUUAAGCAGAUUGCAGGCAAUCUUGUUUUUUUAACCUCUGUAAUGGAUUUAAUAAACAUUACUUAUAUGUUCUUGUUACGUUUCAAUUUUAUAUGAACCUAUAAAUUAUAAA
Messenger RNA from Solanum lycopersicum (tomato), 1937 nucleotides. RefSeq lists its product as uncharacterized. Gene Ontology annotation, cellular component: membrane. The record is from RefSeq and is a predicted model, not a curated record. NCBI's taxonomy places the organism in Eukaryota, Viridiplantae, Streptophyta, Magnoliopsida, Solanales, Solanaceae. Gene Ontology annotation, molecular function: oxidoreductase activity, acting on the CH-OH group of donors, NAD or NADP as acceptor.